AUGGAUUCCUUCGCGAUUGUCAUUUGCCAUGGCUCCUAUCAUACUCCCGCCCCAUAUCAAGCUCUUGUUGAUGGCUUGACUGAAAAGGGUAUUGAAACCUAUUGUCCCCAACGGCCCACUUGUGAUCUCACUCAACUCAAUGUCGGCAACCCGAGUAAUCCGGAUUUUGAUCGUAGGGCUCCCCCAGGAGGCUAUCCACUCCCUGCAGAUGAUGCGACAGAUAUUGGGCUGUUGCUUGACAAGUUGAUUGCACAAGGGAAAUCGGUGCUACUCGCAGGACACUCCUCCGGUGGUUGGGUCGCCGCCGAGGCUGCACACUCUUCGCGCCAAGCUCCCGUUCGCGCAAGGGACGGAAAGACUGGGGGUGUCAUUGGGAUCUUUUUCAUCGGGGCAUUCAUUAUUCCACAAGGCCAAUCAGUGCAUUCAUUCUUCUAUCCUGCAGAAGGCGAAGUUAUCACACCUCCAUUUAUGCGAUUCCACAAACAUGGCGUUCAUGGCCUUGGAACCUUGGUUGACCCUGAACAAUACCUCUUCCACGAUGUUGAUGCAGCGACCGCGAAGAAAUGGACAGCCACGUUGACAGCAGCUCCUGUUAUGAAUAGUCCUCUUACCCACUCUCCGUAUGAUGCGCUUCCGUGCGCCUAUCUUGUGUUGGAAAAGGACCGCAUGUUGCCCAAAGAGUAUCAAGAGAAGAUGGCAGCGAGUCAGAAGAGGCCAUUCACGAUCUACCGUGCACCCUGCAGUCACUCGCCGCACCUUAGUUGGACAAAGGAGCUGGUUGCGAAGAUGGAGGAAUUUGGAAACCAGGCUCUAGCUAAAAGCAAAGCAGAUUAA
Penicillium robsamsonii is the source of this 834-nucleotide messenger RNA. RefSeq names its product alpha/beta hydrolase. The record is from RefSeq and is a predicted model, not a curated record. Bases 1 to 834 code for a protein of 277 amino acids. The transcript is spliced from 2 exons. Lineage: Eukaryota; Fungi; Ascomycota; Eurotiomycetes; Eurotiales; Aspergillaceae.